AUGGAGUCAGCUGUUUCCCCCUUGGGAAUCCUUUUCUCUUCUAUCAUUAUUCAUAAAGACUUUUUAUCUAAACCGAAGUAUGCAUUACACACACUAUCGAUAAAUAAUAUAAUACAAAUCCCAUAUCAAGUAUCAUCUAACGUUCAAGUUAUUAAUUUUCAUAAAUUCGUUAAUGAUAGUUUUAAAUGCAUAAAUACCAAACAAAUUUUCAAUCUUAUACAUACUACUAUAUGUUUACAUGAAAGCAAAGAUGAUAUAUAUGUCAGCAACGUGUUCCGCGAUGCAGUGUCUAUCUGGGAAGAAGAAGGAGUAACACAAAUACUUAAGCUUCUCAUUCGUCAUUCACAUCUUGAUUUUAUUGAUAUUGGAGCAAAUAUUGGUACCUACACCAUGUAUGCUGCUGCUUUAGGACGAUUUGUAUUAGCUAUUGAUUGUUUUGCUCCGAAUAUUAAUCGCCUUUAUCGUGCUGUUCAAUUAAGUAAUCUCGCUAAUCGUGUUGUUCUUAUUGAAAAUGCGAUUGUUACUCGUUCUGGGCAGUAUUUGAAUUUGAAAAAGGAAUCAAGAAAUAUUGGUGGUCAAAACGUAGAUGUAUCUCAAAAUGUGUCCAUUACUAAAAAUCAAAUAAAUAAUCCAUAUAUAGUUCGAACAAUAACAUUAGAUGACUUAUUACCAAUAUUGGUUGCACGUGGUGUUCGUGGAGCCAUUAUGAAAGUUGAUAUUGAGGGCAGUGAAAGUUUUGUUUUUGAAAGUGGAAGUCGAGUAUUUGAUACAUUGGAGAUUCUAUGUGUAAAAAUGGAAUGGUCGAUUACAAAGGGAUACCCUGAUCGUGUUAGAGUUAUAAUAGAUUUUUUUGUAAAACGUAAUUAUGAUCCUAAAACACUUUCAUGCCAAUCAUUAAAUAUAACUCAAUAUGCAACAUGGCCAGUUGAUAUAUUUUGGAUAAAGAGAAAUGUUUCUAAUUUUUGUUAA
Molecule: messenger RNA, 969 nt
Organism: Rotaria sp. Silwood2
Lineage: Eukaryota; Metazoa; Rotifera; Eurotatoria; Philodinida; Philodinidae
Source: the annotation of a GenBank genome assembly